Amblyraja radiata (thorny skate) is the source of this 1899-nucleotide messenger RNA. It is a transcript of the gene cited4b, whose product is annotated as Cbp/p300-interacting transactivator, with Glu/Asp-rich carboxy-terminal domain, 4b. Gene Ontology annotation, molecular function: transcription coactivator activity. Gene Ontology annotation, cellular component: nucleus. Lineage: Eukaryota; Metazoa; Chordata; Chondrichthyes; Rajiformes; Rajidae. Gene Ontology annotation, biological process: regulation of DNA-templated transcription. The transcript has 3 exons. The coding region runs from base 159 to 815 and encodes 218 amino acids. The record is from RefSeq and is a predicted model, not a curated record.
CCAGAGGCGUGUUUUAGCAGGAUACCGGCUGAUCUGGAGGGUUGGUGUAAUAUGAGCGCAAGGAGUUGAAUUUUUUUCCAAGGCGAUUGUGGUGUCGGCCGUUUCCAGGAAUCAGUUUCUGCUCGCAGUCGUUUCUGAAACUGCCGAAGCACUCGGAGAUGGCUGAACAUAUCAUGAUGUCGGUGAAUCCAGGGCGGUUUUCCGACGGCUCCAAUGGACUUCAAAGCUACCGGAUGGGUUUAAACGGACUGCAGGGCCCGCAGCUCGCACAGCCGGGGCUGAGGAGAGAUCACACGGGCAGCCAGCUCUUGCACUACGGCGGGGCCAGUAUGGACAGCAGCGCGGUGGUCAGAUCGCGUCCCGGCUUGGCUAACAUGGCAGGGCAGAUGGGGCACCACCACCAGAUACCAGCCAACGUGAUGUACAGCAGCCAGCAGCAGCAACAACAGCAACAGUUUCUGGACAGUCUCAGCCCACAGCAGCUGAUGGCCACGGUGCACCUGCAGAAACUCAACAACCAGUAUCACGGGCACCCGCUGAUGGCAAUGAACAACGGCCUGGCUCAGGCUGGGCCACAGUACCGCGGCUCGCUGCCUCCGUCUCAGCACCCCUCUCUCCCGCACGUUGCCUCCCCGGCCCUCUCCUUGAACGUUAUGGACACCGACCUGAUCGACGAGGACGUGUUGACGUCUCUCGUGUUGGAACUGGGGUUAGACCACAUUCAAGAACUGCCCGAACUGUGGCUGGGACAAAACGAGUUCGAUUUCAUUUCCGACUUUGUUAACAAGCAGCAUCAGAGUACAGUCAGCUGCUGAGAGAGGGAGACACACACACACACACACACACACACACCACCAAAAACACACACACACACCACCAAACACACACACACACACCACCAAACACACACACACACACCACCAAAAACACAUACACACACACAGUGGGACAGCGAGUUUUCAACUACAUGGACACAAAAAAAAACACUUUCAAAAACAAUUAUAUAUCGCCGGUUACAAACAUCGGGAAUUUUGCACUGCAAAUGGUCGCCGGUUUCUCCGGAGAGUCAGUGUGUGGCAAACCGCAGAGAAACAUCAAGCCCUUUGUGAAUUUUGUCCCCGCCCCCCUCUCUCUGCCUGUGUUUUGUUCCUUGAAGUUUGCUUAAACCACGCACGCCUCGUGGAAAACACGUUUAAAAAAAAAAAAAAAUCCGCAUCAAAAUAUCCCUAACCCCUCUCUCUCUCUCCAAGAUCGGUAGAAGAUUUGUUAGCCUGCCUUUGCAAUCCUCAAAAGGUUUCAUUACAAAAGGUACUUUGGUGGGAAAUGCAGUCUCGACGUUUGCAUUCAAACUCAUCAUCUUUUAAUUGAUUUUCUUUCUUUUUUUAAACAAAAACAAAAAACCCCCAGCUCUGACCUUCUGCAAUGAUGGCGCGUGGGUUAUUAAGAAUAUUUUGGUUUGGAUAAGACCAUAAGGGGAUUUGUUUAUUGAGAGUUAACAGCGAUCAACAGUCACAGGGGGAAACUUGAGACUCGUCAGAACUUUCACCCUUGUUCAGCCCUAAUAUUGGAAACUUUUUGAAACUGCAGCAACGUGGGACAUUAAAUGUAUUUGUGUGUGUGUGCGUGUGUGUUUAAAAAAAAAAAAUAUUUUUAAAGAUAGUUUCAGAGAGGGGUUGUACCUCCGGAGCUGUUUAUGACUGAUGCAAUCGUGUAUAAUUUUAACUAUUACGAACAAGACCAAUAUAAAAUAGAAUUGUACUUUCUGUCUCUUGUUAGGUAUUUUGUUUUCUUUUUGGGAUUGCUUACAUUUUGUCUACGACCGGUUGCGACCGCCACCUCCUGUUCGAGUUAGUGAACCACAGCUCCCCAUUGUGGAUCAAUGAGGCGAGACUUUUAAAA